CCGGUUGCAUCUUGCAGAAGGUGAAACUUGCUGGUUGGUCGGUGUCCGUUGGCUCUUUGAAUUGCAAUGUGGGUUUUGAGGUGACAGAAGGGAGGAGGCGCCAAGGAGUUGCGGUCCCUGCCGCACAGAGCGGGUGUGAGGUCGGCGACCCCGCGAGUGACCCGCUUUAGGGCCGGGACCGAGUCCUCUCCUCGUCCGCCGCCUCCGCCCGCUCCGUCCGCAGAGUCCGAUGGCGGCGGCCGCUCGGAGGCGCCCGGCCGCGAUGCACCAGUGCAGUGACCCAGCGGAGUCAUUCUCCAAGCCCAGGUUGGUGUGACCUUUGAGGAUGUCGCUGUGUACUUCUCGGGGACAGAAUGGCAGCUUCUUGACGAGGCUCAGAGAGGCCUAUACCUCGAUGUGAUGCUGGAGAAUUUUGCUCUCAUAUCCUCACUGGGUUGCUGCUGUGGAACACGGGAUCUGGAGGCAUCCCUUGAACAGAAUGUUUCUGUAAGAGUGUCACAGGCAAAGAAGACCAAAGUACCUUUGUCUUCCCAGAACAGCCACCCCUGUGAGAGUUGUGGUUCAGUCUUACGGGACAUUUUCCAGUUGGUUGAGCAGCAGGAAACACAACACAGCCCGAAACUGUUGAGGUGCGGUGCGUGUGCAAAACCAUUUUAUUUCAGUGCGAAGUGUCACCAGGACCGUGAGCAGCACAGGAGAGGCAAGUGUUUGAUAAGAGGUGUGGACAGAGCCUCACCUGCGAAGAGCUGCACAUUCAGUGUGUCCCAGACGCCCAGUCAGAAGGGUGGACACAGCAUCCUUACUGCCUCGGGGCAACUUCAGCCACAGGCUACUCACACCACAGUCAAACCAAGUGAAAGCUCGAAGGCUGGGGUUAUAUGUCAAAACAGAAGGAAUUACCAUACCAAGAAGGAAUGUAAAAAAGUGAUUGGCUGCAAUGACACUCUUGUUCCAGACCAUGCUGGCCAUGCGGGAAGGCAGUGUCUUGUGGGCCCUGAAAGUAAAAAAGGUCUUAGAGGAAUCUCUGGUUUUCGUUAUCAGAACGUUCACUCGUUGGAAAAGUCGUACGAGUGCCGUGAAUGUGGGAAGUCCUUUAGAAGAAAGGAUAACCUGAAUGAACACCAGAGGAUUCACACUGGAGAAAAGCCUUAUGAGUGUGGAGAAUGUGGGCUGUCCUUCAGCCAGAAGUGGAGCCUGAAUCAACACCAAAGGAGUCACACUGGAGAAAAGCCGUAUGAGUGCCGUGAAUGUGGGAAAUCUUUUACCUAUUGCUCUGGACUCCGCGGUCAUCGGUCUGUUCACACUGGAGCAAGGCCGUAUGAGUGUAGUGAAUGUGGGAAAUGCUUUACCACAAAAUCCUACCUUCAUGUUCAUCAGAGAAUUCACUCUGGUGAAAAGCGUUACAAGUGCAGUGAAUGUGGGAAAUCUUUUACCUAUUGCUCUGGACUCCGUGGUCAUCAGUCUGUUCACACUGGAGCCAGGCCGUAUGAGUGUAGUGAGUGUGGGAAAUGUUUUACCACAAAAUCCUACCUUCAUGUUCAUCAGAGAAUUCACUCGGGUGAAAGGCGUUAUGAGUGCGGUGAAUGUGGGAAAUCUUUUAUGUGUAACUCGAAACUCCGUUAUCAUCAGAGAGUUCACACUGGAGAGAAGCCGCAUGAGUGCAGUGAAUGUGGGAAAUCUUUUGUCCAUAGCUCUAGCCUCCGUUGUCAUCAGAGAGUUCAUACUGGAGAAAAGCCGUAUGAGUGCAGUGAUUGUGGGAAAUCUUUUGCCUUUAGCUCUCAACUCCGUUGUCAUCAGAGAGUUCACAGGACAAAGACCUUUUGAGUGCAGUGAUUGUGGGAAAUCUUUUGCCUGUUGCACUGGACUUUGUUGUCACCAGAGAGUUCACACUGGAGAAAGACCUUAUGAGUGCCAUGAAUGUGGGUAAUCUCUUAUUAUGAUCACUCAUCUUCAUAAACAUCAAAUUUCACACAGGAGAAAGGCUUUUUGAGUGUUGUGAAUGUGGGUAAUCUUUUAGUCAAAAUUCUACCCUCUGGAAACAUGAGAAUACACAUUAGAGCAGUGGUUCUCAACCUUCCUAAUGCUGCGACCCUUUAAUACAGCUCCUCAUGUUGUGGUGACCCCCAACCAUAAAAUUAUUUUCAUUGCUACUUCAUAACUGUAAUUUU
Messenger RNA from Myotis myotis, 2168 nucleotides. RefSeq names its product zinc finger protein OZF-like. Bases 400 to 1824 code for a protein of 474 amino acids. Gene Ontology annotation, biological process: negative regulation of transcription by RNA polymerase II. Gene Ontology annotation, cellular component: nucleus. The transcript is spliced from 4 exons. Gene Ontology annotation, molecular function: DNA-binding transcription repressor activity, RNA polymerase II-specific; RNA polymerase II transcription regulatory region sequence-specific DNA binding. The record is from RefSeq and is a predicted model, not a curated record. NCBI's taxonomy places the organism in Eukaryota, Metazoa, Chordata, Mammalia, Chiroptera, Vespertilionidae.